Molecule: messenger RNA, 855 nt
Organism: Pseudomyrmex gracilis
Lineage: Eukaryota; Metazoa; Arthropoda; Insecta; Hymenoptera; Formicidae
Exons: 4
Coding region: 58-783 (241 amino acids)
Molecular function (GO): protein binding
Source: RefSeq, a predicted model, not a curated record
CUACUGGAGCGCCAGUACACAAAGAACGCCCUGUGUCGCUGUGAAGCCGCUUGCGCAAUGCAAAGAAAUAACGGAAGCGCUAAAAAUAACAUCGGCUUUAUAAAAUUCAUAAUAAAAAAUAACGUAUUAAGUGUUUUCGUAUACGAGUACAAAAAAGAACGAAAAAUGAAUCAGAACAACCCUUCGACUUCUUUUGAAGGCAAACCUAGAAACAGAUCUCACAGUAAGGUAGACCUUGAAGUAGAAAGUGAUAAAACAAAACAGCACAACCACGAUGUGCCGAUACAAGACAAAAAGACAAAUGAACAACAAACAACAAAAAAUAUUCUUGACUUCCCAGAUGAAGUUCUUUUUCGUAUAUUCAAAAAUGUAGACCUAAACGAUUUGAAUAAUCUCCGAUUAUGUUGCACAAGAUUUGCAAGACUAGCGGCAGAUAAACUUUUAUGGAGUUUGGACUAUCGCAAAACACCUAUAUUUCCUUCUCGAAUGGAGCCGUAUAAAACUUUCUUAAAACCAUUAACAUACAGCUUAGCAAUACGUGGAGAUUUCAAACAUGGCAAUAAAAAUAUUCUUCCACCUUAUUUUUUUUUUAAAUUACUAAAAAUAUGCAGAAUGCUUAGCAAAUUGAUUAUUGAAGAGUAUUAUAUUCCUACAAAAUGGAUUUCUGAGGUAUUCUUUCCUACGAAAUUCUUUCCUAAGGAAUUCCUUCCUCAGUUUUGUACAAAUCCAUGGCAAUUUAUUAAAAUUGGUUUAGGAUACGUCAGAGAUGUUAACAACUCUUGAGACCCUUGAAUUCAAAAAUUGUAUAGCAGAUGGUAAGUUUCAUUGUGUCAAAUUUCUUUUGCCAACUUUUUU